UAUUUAGUGUCAGUCGCCGCCGCCGUUAAUAUUUGUCGGCGCAGGGCUCUGCACAAAACUUGAAAAAUCAACUGGAUUUUCUGCAUUUUUUAUUUAAAAUGCAGCCUUUACUAAGAAAUUCUCGUCCCUCCUUGGGACUUAUUCAACGUUUCUAUUGCUCGGCCAAUAAAGCUGCCGGCGAAACUAAAACCAUACCCAAAAAUGUCUUGGAAGGCAAUCAAACUGCACAAUUACAAGCUGAAAAUGGUGCUAUUUUCGAUAAGAAACCAUUUAAAAUCCACUUAGAUCAAAAUAAAGUCUACAGUUGGUGUUUGUGCGGCAAGUCGAAAAGCCAACCCAUUUGCGAUGGUACUCAUAAAAAUGAAUUUUUGAAAAUUAAAUUGAGGCCCAUCCGUUUCAAGGUGGAAAAAACUGGCGAUUACUGGCUGUGCAAUUGUAAACAUACCAAACAUCGUCCCUUCUGUGAUGGCACUCACAAGCAACCUCAUAUCCAAUCUGCUGUUAAAUAAGUGAAUUUAUUUUAAAAAUACAUAAUUGUUUUCUUUGUUAUGAAUAAAGUUUUCUCCGCUCGAAAUAAGAAAAACA
This is a messenger RNA of Lucilia sericata (common green bottle fly), 585 nucleotides long. RefSeq names its product CDGSH iron-sulfur domain-containing protein 3, mitochondrial. Gene Ontology annotation, cellular component: intracellular membrane-bounded organelle. The transcript has 4 exons. The record is from RefSeq and is a predicted model, not a curated record. The coding region runs from base 99 to 509 and encodes 136 amino acids. NCBI's taxonomy places the organism in Eukaryota, Metazoa, Arthropoda, Insecta, Diptera, Calliphoridae. Gene Ontology annotation, molecular function: 2 iron, 2 sulfur cluster binding.